AUGAAUUUACUAUUUUUUUUUAAUAUAUAAAAUUAAAUUUAAUUAAUAUUUUAUUCAUAUAUAUACAAAAAAAAUGGAUAUUUGUUUUAUAGGAUUAAAUAAGUAAAAUAAAUAAAGAUUAAAAUAUUAUUAAAAAAUUAUAAUUUUUUUUAAAAUAGAUCAGGAAAAACAAGCAUAAUAAAAACAUUAACAACUAAAUGUUAACCUAAUUAAUCAGCAUAAUAAUAUGAAUAAACAUUAAAAAUAGAAAAAUCCGAAAUGAAGAUAGCAUCUAAUUAAAUAAACAUUUAUGAUUUUUAUGGAGGAUUUAAUAUAAAACAAGCUAUAGAAUAAGAAUUAGAAAUAUUAAAAAAUUGCAAAUCUAUUGUUUAUGUUAUAGAUGGAUAAUAAGAAUAAUUUGAUGAUGCAAUUAUUUAUUUUGAUAACUUUUUCCAAAUUUAAGAUUAAAUAAAUAAAAAUUGCAAUUACCAUUACUUCAUCCAUAAAAUUGAUAAUGAUGGAUUCGUAAGAUAAGAUUAAAAAUAAUGUAAAUAAAAUAUAUAUUAAUUUAAUUAAAUUAAAUUACUAUAGAAAUUAUGCAAACUGUUAAAACUUAGCUAAAUAAAUUAUCAUGAUUAAUCUCUAUCAGAAGCUUUUAGUAAAGUAAUUCAUAAAAUAAUUCCCUAAUUUACAUAUAUAACAUAAUUAUUGACAAAUCUUACUAGUAAAUCUAAAAUGGAAAAAGCAUUCUUAUUUGAUUAAGUUAAUAAACUUUAUAUAGCUACUGAUAGUGGACCUUUUGAUUAAAAUACUUAUUAAUUAUGUUAUGAAAUGAUUGAUGUUUAUUUGGAUAUUUCCUGCAUUUAUGAUCCUAAGGAAAAUAAUACUAUUGAAAGUUCGGAAGGAUGUUUACAAAUAAAAUUAUCUGAUAGUAAUGUUUUAUUAAUGAAAUCAUUUAAAGACCAUCUCGCUUUAAUAUGUAUUAUUAAAUAAGAGAAUUAUCAAAGACCAUAUAUUAUUGAUUAUAAUAUAGAUAUAUUUUAUAAAGGUAAUUUUUUUGGUUUUAUUUAAUUAUUAUAUAUAUCUAACUUUUUUCUUUUAGGUUUAGUUGAAAUGUUCGAAUAUACAAAUAAAAACAAAUGA
Molecule: messenger RNA, 1122 nt
Organism: Ichthyophthirius multifiliis
Lineage: Eukaryota; Ciliophora; Oligohymenophorea; Hymenostomatida
Product: Ras-related GTP binding C, putative
Exons: 4
Biological process (GO): regulation of autophagy; cellular response to starvation; positive regulation of TOR signaling
Cellular component (GO): Gtr1-Gtr2 GTPase complex; nucleus; lysosome
Molecular function (GO): GTPase activity; GTP binding
Source: RefSeq, a predicted model, not a curated record